AUGGGUGAGAACGCCGCAACAGGUCUCCUUAGACUCCUCUGGCACGGGGAGGCCUCGCGCGAGCGCCCCGCUGCCCACCCACCUGAUUGGGACUGUGGAGGAGGGCGGGAUGGAGUGGAGGGUCUCAUCUCAGAGCUGAAGUUGGCUGUGCCCUGGGGCCACAUCGCAGCCACCUGGGCUCCUGCAGGGCCUCCAGUUCUCUGCCUGCACGGCUGGCUGGACAAUGCCAACUCCUUCGACAGACUCAUCCCUCUUCUCCCGCAAGACUUUUAUUAUGUUGCCAUGGAUUUCGGAGGUCAUGGGCUCUCGUCCCAUUACAGCUCAGGUGUCCCAUAUUACCACCAGACUUUUGUGAGUGAGAUCCGAAGAGUUGUGGCAGCCUUGAAAUGGAAUCGAUUCUCCAUUCUGGGCCACAGCUUCGGUGGCAUUGUGGGCGGAAUGUUUUCCUGUAUCUUCCCCGAGAUGGUGAAUAAACUUAUCUUGCUGGACUCGCCGCUACUUCUCCUGGAAUCGAAUGAAGUGGAGAACUUGCUGACCUACAAGCGGAGAACCAUAGAGCACAUGCUGCAGGUAGAGGCCUCCCAGGAGCCCUCACGUGUGUACAGCCUGAAGCAGCUGCUGCAGAGGUUACUGAAGAGCAAUAGCCACUUGAAUGAGGAGUGCGGGGAGCUCCUCUUGCAAAGAGGAACCACAAAGGUGGCCACGGGUCUGGUUCUGAACAGAGACCAGAGGCUAUCCUGGCCUGAGAACAGCUUUGACUUCCUCAGCAGGGAGCUGUAUGCGCUCAUCAGGAAGCUGCAGGCCCAUGUCCUGUUCAUCAAAGCAGUCCACGGAUAUUUUGAUGUGAGAAGAGAGAAUUACUCUGACAAGGAGUCCCUGUCGUUCAUGAUACACACGCUGAAGUCCACCCUCAAAGAGCGGUUCCAGUUUGUGGAAGUCCCAGGCAAUCACUGUGUCCACAUGAGUGAACCCCAGCAUGUGGCCAGUAUCAUCAGCUCCUUCUUACAGCACAAACACAUGCUCACAGCCUAGCUGUAGCUCUGGGCCUGGAACUAUGACGACCGCAACAAGGCCAGGCCUGUGGGGACAUGCCUCACUGGUCUUGACGCCCAGCCUAGGGUGUAGUCAGGGGAAGGAGUGAGACUCCAACUUCAACAUCUGUGACCUCAAGGGGGAGACAGAGUCUGGGUUCGGGGGGCUGCUGCCUCCUGGCUAAUAAUCUCCAGCCAGCUGCAGGGAGGAAGGGCAGGCUGGGGCCACCUAGCCUUUCCCUGCUGCCCAACUGGGUGGAAAAUAAAAGCUUCUCGCGUUCUCACUGC
This is a messenger RNA of Macaca mulatta (Rhesus monkey), 1319 nucleotides long. Lineage: Eukaryota; Metazoa; Chordata; Mammalia; Primates; Cercopithecidae. The record is from RefSeq and is a predicted model, not a curated record.